ACACCAGUCUCAUCAUCAAUCUCUGAGCUAUCUGAUCAAGAGCAACAACAAUUUGUAAUAGCAAAUUUGUUUAAGAACACCAAACGAAUUAUCAGCAUAUCUACUGUAAAAACCACAUAUUUACUACAAAAUCUCAAGAUGAACACUUUUUCGGGUUUCUCGAGCCUCAUCUUGGUGCUGAUGGUGGGAGGUGCCUGGAGUCACAACUGCUCCAACGUGGUCGAAAUCGAGUCCCAGGGCCUGCUCAACUACUUGGCGAACGUCUCCUUCAUUGCACCACACAACUUUUCCGGCGAAUGGGUCAUGGACAUGGCGACUGAUGUCGAGUUCACUUUCCUCGGGGGGUGGAGCAUUUGGAUCAGCAACAACCCGACGCAGGGAAAAGCCCUGUUCCGCAGUCGCAAGGACGACGUCGAAAUCAAAAAGGGGGAUUUGGUCACCUUCCGUUUCCGCAUCUCGUGGUUUAAGGGCGAACCCCAGCCCGAGGUCAUCAGCUUGGUUUGGGACGGAGUGGAAAUCUGCGCCGACAAUGGGAAAACGGUCAAAGACAUCAAGGCCUCCAGGGCGAGGAGAACGUUGGACAACAACAGACAAUCUCGAGGUGGUCAUCGCAGACGGAUGAGACUUAAUGUGAACUAAACUUUUAAAAUUACAUGGUACAAUUUUCUAAUCCUGCAUAGUAUUAGCAGUCUUGUAACAGUUUUUAUACUCUAGAAUUUAAGAAAACUACGAAAAUAUUGUCAAUGCUAUAUCAUUUUAUAACAAAGUAAACUUUAUUUUUUAUGAUAA
Molecule: messenger RNA, 789 nt
Organism: Folsomia candida
Lineage: Eukaryota; Metazoa; Arthropoda; Collembola; Entomobryomorpha; Isotomidae
Exons: 2
Coding region: 139-639 (166 amino acids)
Source: RefSeq, a predicted model, not a curated record